CCACUUCGGUCAACUUGCUGUUAUUUUUUUUGACCGCUUCUUGUUUCCUUUUUCUCUUAUUUCCCUUUUCCUUUCCGCAUUCAUCCUUUUGCUGCAACAACAUAAUGGCCGAAUUCGUGAAGCUUUCUAUUUUCGGUACCGUUUUUGAAGUCACCACAAGAUAUGUCGAUUUGCAGCCCGUUGGUAUGGGUGCUUUCGGUCUUGUUUGCUCUGCAAAAGAUCAGUUGACGGGUAUGAACGUGGCUAUCAAGAAGAUCAUGAAGCCAUUUUCCGCACCUGUGUUGGCUAAACGUACAUACCGUGAACUCAAGUUAUUGAAAGCAUUGAAACACGAAAACAUCAUCAGUUUGAGUGAUAUCUUUAUUUCUCCAUUGGAGGAUAUCUAUUUCGUCACUGAACUUCUCGGCACCGAUCUUCACCGUCUCUUGCAAUCACGACCUUUGGAAAAGCAGUUCAUUCAGUACUUUUUAUAUCAGAUUCUCAGAGGCCUCAAGUACGUUCACUCCGCCGGCGUUAUCCAUCGUGACUUGAAACCUAGCAAUAUCUUGAUCAACGAAAACUGUGACUUGAAGAUUUGCGAUUUCGGUUUGGCUCGUAUCCAGGAUCCUCAAAUGACUGGUUACGUGUCUACCAGAUACUACCGUGCUCCCGAAAUUAUGUUGACUUGGCAAAAAUACGACGUGGCUGUUGAUAUUUGGAGUGCUGGUUGUAUCUUUGCUGAAAUGCUUGAGGGCAAGCCUCUUUUCCCCGGAAAAGAUCACGUCCAUCAAUUCUCGAUCAUCACUGAAUUAUUGGGUACUCCCCCUGACGAUGUUGUGGCCACCAUUUGCAGCGAAAACACGCUUCGCUUCGUGAAGAAUCUGCCAAAGCGAGAACCUAUUCCAUUCAGCCAGCGAUUCGCUGGUCAGGAUCUCCAAGCGAUAGACUUGUUGGAAAAGAUGUUGACCUUUGAUCCUCGCAAACGUAUCACUGCCGAAGAAGCACUUGCACACCCUUACCUCGCUCCUUAUCACGAUCCUUCGGACGAGCCUGCUGCAGUUGAAAAGUUCGAUUGGUCCUUCAACGAAGCUGAUUUGCCCGUGGAUACAUGGAAAGUGAUGAUGUAUUCCGAAAUUUUAGAUUUCCAUAAUGUCGAUAACGUGGAUGGUUCUCAAUAUCUUGGUACUCCCCUGACUGGACCUGUGUUGGAAGGUCAGGAAGCUGCUUACCAGCAACAAUUGCAACAAUAAUUCUACUUGAAAUAUUCUUUCUUUUUCCGUCUUUCUUUUCUCUCUCUAUUUUCUUUGAACCUUUUUUUCUUUCUUUUAUAUCUUUUAGUUUCCGCCCUUUGUACAGUAAAAGAUGCAUACUUCCUCUUUCCUCUUUAAUAAGAACGAUGACUGGAUAUGGGGGUUACACAUGGUUUUUGACAAUUCAAUUGGUAUGUGAUGCGGAAAAUCCGUCUCCGAGAGGAUACAGGAAUGAUUGACCAUGAAUAAAGGAAAAACAUUUUAG
This is a messenger RNA of Radiomyces spectabilis, 1494 nucleotides long. Its product is annotated as mitogen-activated protein kinase HOG1. The transcript is spliced from 12 exons. Lineage: Eukaryota; Fungi; Mucoromycota; Mucoromycetes; Mucorales; Radiomycetaceae. The record is from RefSeq and is a predicted model, not a curated record. Bases 105 to 1229 code for a protein of 374 amino acids. Gene Ontology annotation, molecular function: MAP kinase activity; ATP binding. Gene Ontology annotation, cellular component: cytoplasm; nucleus. Gene Ontology annotation, biological process: protein phosphorylation; cellular response to oxidative stress; osmosensory signaling pathway.